UUUUCAAAGCCAGCAAGAUUUUUCUACAAAAACGUAGUGGUCACUCUUAAACAACGCGCAAUGUUUUGCUAUAAAUUUACCUGCGGGGAUUUCCAAACCCUAACAACAAUGACUGAAACCGGAAUAACUUUCGAUCCACCGGUGUACGAGCAGCGUUACUGCGGCACCAUCCAGAUCCUGGAGGAUCCCCGCUGGGCGGAUAAGAUCAAGAAGGUGGUGGAGUUUGGGUGUGCUGAGAUGCGCUUUUUCCAGCUUAUGCGUCGCAUUGAGACGAUAGAGAAUAUUCGACUGGUUGAUAUUGACGAGCCCUUGCUAAGAAAAAACUCAACUUGCAUCGAUCCUUUGGUUUCUGAUUACUUAAGGCACCGCUCAAGUCCAUUGAACGUUCAGAUUCUACAGGGAAGCGUUGCAGAUUCUUCUGAAGAAUUGCGAGACACAGAUGCCGUAGUUGCACUCGAACUGAUAGAACACGUGUAUGACGAUGUUUUGUCCAAAAUUCCAGACAACGUUUUUGGUUUUAUGCAGCCGAAGCUGGUGGUUUUUAGCACACCAAACUCAGACUAUAAUGUAAUUUUUACCCGUUUUAAUCCCUUACUGCCAAAUGGAUUUCGCCACGACGAUCACAAAUUUGAGUGGACUCGGGAAGAAUUCAAAGCCUGGUGUUUGGGCAUUGUCGAAAAAUACCCUAACUACAUGUUUUCCUUAACGGGAAUGGGAAAUCCGCCCAAGGACUUUGAAUCCGUGGGCCACGUAUCACAAAUAGCCAUAUUCGUUCGCAAGGAUUGCCUGGAAAUGCAGCUAGAGAAUCCUUUGGUUACCACACCUAAAAUCGGUGAAGAGUCCACUCCCUACAAACUAAUUCGAUCAGUCGACUAUCCAUUUUAUGUGGAUACGCGAACCGAGAAGGAAAAGAUUUGGAUCGAAGUCCAGAUAGAGAUGCAGCGAUUCAAAAGAAUGGCUAUUUACUCUGAAAAUGAGCAGGAUUCUUUUGACGACACAUACAAAAUGCCUAUUACAAGUCUAUUAAAUCGCCUUCAGAACGUGGGAGCUACUAGAGAAGUCCUGGAUGAAUUGCUAAAGGAGAACAAUUUAAAAGUGGAGGAUAAUUGUGUGAUAAUAGAAGAUUCCGAUGAGGAGUCAGAAUGGUCUGAGCCCUAUGAGUCUGAUCAUCUUUCCCAGGAGGUUCCACCGUCAGACAAAAAUCAAGAGGAGGAGGAGGAGUGCUGGGACACAAAAUCGGAUUCAUAGCUUUAUAAGUAUUAAUAAUUUAAUAUACUCUAUAAUUUGGUAUUCAACCAUUAUCUGACGAUAAAAGUUUUUUAACUUAUAAAAAUUAGUUUAUAAAUGGAAUGUUGAACAGCCAAAUUUAAUGAUUUUUCCAAAUUUAUCUGACUGCGCACAAUAGAGAAAACUAAAGAUUUAAGUUUUGUAAUCCUCUAACUACAUAAUUUUCUUGGGUCAUUAGUUCCAUUUUGGAUUGUUGAAUAAACCGUUCCCCAUGUUUUGUUGAC
Drosophila ficusphila is the source of this 1511-nucleotide messenger RNA. It is a transcript of the gene Hen1, whose product is annotated as small RNA 2'-O-methyltransferase. The transcript is spliced from 3 exons. The coding region runs from base 61 to 1248 and encodes 395 amino acids. Lineage: Eukaryota; Metazoa; Arthropoda; Insecta; Diptera; Drosophilidae. Gene Ontology annotation, biological process: RNA methylation; siRNA processing; piRNA processing. Gene Ontology annotation, cellular component: nucleus; cytoplasm. Gene Ontology annotation, molecular function: O-methyltransferase activity; RNA methyltransferase activity. The record is from RefSeq and is a predicted model, not a curated record.